CGUCCUCGGACUACGAACUGUUGUUGUUGUCAGUUCAUUUCGUCGCCUGCCGUGGAACGCAGGAAGUGCGAGCGUAGUCCGUUGGACACAGAGUCUUCGGAACUUAAAGGAAAGGGGUGCGGGCCACGAGACGCAGAGCGAUCAUAGUGGCCGGUUGGCGCUUCUUCGCUAAAGAGGACGAUCUGCAGUCCUCUACCCGAUGUGGUUGUAGACAGUGAACACUCAAGUGGAACCUUCGCUUUCCAUGCAGAGAGCGGCGGGUUGAGAAGUCGAGGCCGCGACAAAAGAAAAGCCUGCCGCCGUCACCAGUACCGAGAGAAAUAGCAGUGAAAGAAUGUGAAACUGGGUACUGGAUGUAGAAAUGUCAGCAGAUGAAUCUUCUAAAAUAAGAAAACUUGCAACUUGAUGAUCAAAGCAUAACUAAGAUGUUACCUUUGAAAAGUGCAUUGCCAAGGUGCAUUUGGCAGCGAAGAUGAAUUGUGCAUCUAUUACAGAAAUGCUUAUAUGAAAAGACACACAUUUUAGAAAGUGUCAGCAUUACUACUUGGAGAGUAUGGCAGGUUUUAAACGAGGAUAUGAUGGAAAAAUUGCUGGAUUGUAUGAUUUGGAUAAAACCCUAGGCAGAGGGCAUUUUGCUGUGGUGAAGCUUGCCCGACAUGUAUUUACAGGUGAAAAAGUGGCAGUAAAAGUAAUUGACAAGACAAAAUUAGAUACUCUUGCCACAGGACAUCUUUUCCAAGAAGUCAGAUGUAUGAAACUAGUGCAGCAUCCUAAUAUUGUUCGUCUGUAUGAAGUUAUUGACACUCAGACCAAACUUUAUUUGAUCUUAGAACUUGGUGAUGGAGGAGAUAUGUUUGAUUACAUCAUGAAACAUGAAGAAGGUCUUAAUGAAGAUCUGGCAAAGAAAUAUUUUGCUCAGAUUGUUCAUGCUAUAUCCUAUUGUCAUAAACUGCAUGUCGUUCACAGAGACUUAAAACCAGAAAAUGUUGUCUUUUUUGAAAAACAAGGACUUGUGAAAUUAACUGAUUUUGGAUUUAGCAACAAAUUUCAGCCUGGGAAAAAACUUACAACAAGUUGUGGCUCUCUUGCAUAUUCUGCACCUGAAAUUUUACUUGGCGAUGAAUAUGAUGCACCUGCAGUAGAUAUAUGGAGUCUGGGAGUUAUUCUUUACAUGUUGGUAUGUGGACAACCACCUUUUCAAGAAGCAAAUGAUAGUGAAACUUUGACCAUGAUAAUGGAUUGCAAAUACACAGUACCAUCCCGGGUGUCCAAAGAAUGUAAAGAUUUAAUUACACGAAUGUUGCAAAGAGAUCCCAAACAAAGGGCAUCUUUGGAAGAAAUUGAAAAUCACCCUUGGCUACAAGGAGUUGAUCCCUCACCUGCAACAAAAUAUAAUAUUCCUUUGGUUUCAUAUAAAAAUCUUUCAGAGGAAGAGCACAAUAGCAUCAUACAACGCAUGGUUCUUGGAGAUAUUGCAGAUCGAGAUACUAUUGUUGAGGCUCUGGAAACUAACAAAUACAAUCACAUCACUGCUACCUACUUUUUACUAGCAGAGCGGAUUUUAAGAGAGAAACAAGAAAAAGAAAUACAAACCAGAUCAGCAAGUCCAAGCAAUAUAAAAGCACAAUUUAGGCAAUCAUGGCCAACAAAAAUAGAUGUUCCCCAAGAUUUAGAUGAUGACCUUACAGCUUCUCCAUUAUCCCAUGCAGCUGUUCCCCAAUCUCCUGCUCGUAAUGCUGAAAAUGUUCUUAAUGGACAUAGAAGUAAGGCACUUGAGUCGGUCAAGAAAGAGGAUGUUCCUGAAUUAGCUGGACCAGCACUUUCAGUUGUUCCCUCAGUGAAUUUAAAACCUACAACUAGUAGUCGGAAGUGCUUGUUUAGAGUAGAAGAAGAUGAAGAGGAGGAUGAAGAAGAUAAAAAAAAUGUUUCUCUGUCAAAUCAAGUUGUUCUGCGUCGUAAGCCUUCUGUUACAAAUCGUCUUACUUCUCGAAAAAGUGCCCCCGUUCUAAAUCAGAUUUUUGAGGAAGGGGAAUCUGAUGAUGAAUUUGAUAUGGAUGAGAAUUUGCCCCCUAAAUUAAGUCGCCUAAAAAUGAAUAUUGCUUCACCCAGCACUGUGCAUAAACGUUACCACAGAAGGAAAAGUCAGGGUCGUGGAUCUAGUUGCAGUAGCUCAGAAACAAGUGAUGACGACUCAGAAAGUAGGCGGCGUUUAGAUAAAGACAGUGGAUUUACUUAUUCCUGGCAUAGAAGAGAUAGUAGUGAAGGUCCUCCAGGAAAUCAAGGAGAUGGAAGUGGACAAGGAAAACCAAGCAAUGGAAAUGGAGGGAUUGACAAAACAAGUCCUGGUGAUAAUCAUAAAGAGGGUGGAAGUCCUUCCAGUAGCUCUAACGGAAGCACGAAUAAUAAUUCAGGUUCUACUCGCAGAUGUGCAGGAUCUGGUAAUGCCAUGCAGUUGUCAUCAAGAAGUGCGGGUGAUCUGGUUGAAAGUCUCAAGUUGAUGAGCAUUUGUUUAGGUUCUCAGAUUCACAGUAGCACUAAAUACAUAAUUGAUCCCCAAAAUAUUUCGUUUUCCAGUGUGAAGGUGCAGGAGAAAUCAACAUGGAAAAUGUGCAUAAGUUCUGGGAAUGUAAAUCCAGUUUCAUCUUUGAGCAGCAUAAAAUUGUUUUCUGACCAAAUGUCAGAUGCGGCAAAUGAGUUAGAACAAAUAAAGAACAAGAACUUGAAAAAUAAUGUGCUACAACUACCUCUGUGUGAAAAAACAAUAUCUGUGAACAUUCAGCGAAACCCGAAGGAGGGACUAUUAUGUACAUCAAGUCAGACAACUUGUUGUCAUGUUGUUUGACAAUAAUCAUAUUUAACCCAUUCUACUUGACAUCACCAAUCUUCCUGUUCAGAGCUGUGAAUACUUUAUUUCACUGAACUUUUGUUACUUUGUCUUACUAUGUUAACAUAGGCUUUAAGCAGUAAUUUAUUAGAGUUUAAUUUAGUUUUGCUUGUUAUGACAAAGCAUGAUACUGUGCAUGUUGCUAGCCAGUAAUUUCUUUUGUUCCAAACAAACCCAAGAGCUGCGGUGAUCGUUAGAAUGCAGUACUGCAGGCUACUUCUGCUGACUCCCAGCUGCCUGCAGUUUGGCAGUUUGAGUCACCGGCUCAAGGUUUACUCAGCUUUCCAUCCUUCUGAGAUCGGUAAAAUGAGGACCCAGAUAGUUGGGGUCUGGUCUGAUUUGGUAAACUGCUUAGACAAAGCUGUAAAGCACUGUGAAGUGGUAUAUAAGUCUAAGUGCUGUUGUUAUUUUUUUAUCUUUCUAAUUUUACUGUAGAAAAUCUGGAUUAUAGUAAGACUUGUGUCCAAAUCCAGUAUAAAGUAAGCACUUAGUAGUUUCACAUUCUGCACUUAAAUUAGAAACAGAAUUUUUGUUUCUUUAUAAGACGUCAAAUUAUGUUCAGAUCUUCUGUGUUAAAAUAUAUGAGAUGUGGCAUAAUUAUCUGUUUGCAACAGAACCAAAGCAAUAAAAUGUUGAUACUGAAAUCUCUUCUGGAGGUUUUAGAAUUUCAAGCCUUGUACAAAGCAAAAGUGCACUGGAAAGUUAUCUUCAACUCUUGAUUUUUAAUCCAUCUUGUCUUAAAUGCAUGAGUGAUGGCUAAAAUGAAGGUUUUGAUUUGAUACAGACAAGAUUAAAAAAAAAAUCUCCAAGGCAGCUUUCCCCAUAAUUAAAUGCAAGCAAUCUUUUU
Molecule: messenger RNA, 3731 nt
Organism: Pseudonaja textilis
Lineage: Eukaryota; Metazoa; Chordata; Lepidosauria; Squamata; Elapidae
Gene: SNRK
Product: SNF related kinase
Biological process (GO): protein phosphorylation; intracellular signal transduction
Cellular component (GO): cytoplasm
Molecular function (GO): protein serine/threonine kinase activity; ATP binding
Source: RefSeq, a predicted model, not a curated record